Molecule: messenger RNA, 1178 nt
Organism: Condylostylus longicornis
Lineage: Eukaryota; Metazoa; Arthropoda; Insecta; Diptera; Dolichopodidae
Product: plexin domain-containing protein 2-like
Exons: 6
Coding region: 30-1109 (359 amino acids)
Source: RefSeq, a predicted model, not a curated record
AAGAAAAUAUUUAAGGCUGUGAUGAAACAAUGAUAAAAGAUGAAAAUUCAUGUUCUAUUGAGACAAAGUUAAAAAAUAGCACUUUACCAGAAACAUUACAAAGUAAUUCAAUGGAUACAGCUGGAACUAGUAGCUCAAUUUCAGACGAAAAGCAAACGACUACUGUAAGCGCAAAAAGUUCUUUCGAAAUUAUAACCCAAUUUUUUUUGAAAUUUUUUCAGAAAAAUUUUACAUAUUACAAUUCUAUUCAUGUAACAAAUGAAAAAAGUGCUAAAGAAUUCUACGAUAGUCUUAAAGUCAUCAAUCCGAACCAAAUAUUAUCAAACUCAUAUCGGAAGGCAAUAGUUGUCGAAUUGAGUUUUGUUUUUCCAUUUUAUGGAAAUAAAGUUAAAAAUAUAACAAUCGUAACCGAUGGUUUCAUCUACACAGGUGAUUAUAUUCAUUCAUGGCUAGCUGCUACACAAUACAUUGCACCAUUAUUAGCAAAUUUUGGCACAAAUUUAUCAGAAAGCUCUUUCGUUAAAUAUUUUGACAAUGGCACAUCCAUUAGUGUUUUAUGGGAAAAUGUUAUAUUAAAAAAUGAGUUUGAAGUUGGACCUUUUACGUUUGGUGCAACAUUACAUGAUAAUGGGGACAUUAUUUUUACAUAUUAUAAAAUUCCAAUUAAAAUCGAAGACAUUCAAAGUGAUGAACAUAAUGUUAAAGUUGGACUUUCCGAUGCAUAUAUUUAUGAUAGUAAUAUACUAGGAACGUUUAAACGUAAAACAAUUUACGAAUAUCAUAAAGUUAAGUUGGAUAUAAACGAAAUACAAAAUAAUUCUAUUAUAUACUUAGAAGCAUUGCCAACAUGCUUACAAUAUUUUGAUUGCGAGUCGUGUACAAAUCAUCGUACAAGCUUUGAUUGCCGUUGGUGUCCAACUUUAAAUAGAUGUUCCUCCGGCACAGAUAGGAAGCGUCAAGAAUGGAUGAACAAUGGUUGUCAUGAAGCGGCGAUAAAAGAUGAAAAUUUAUGUGCUGUUAAAAAUACUCAAAACUCUGAGGAUCCUUUAGCAGAGAUAGACGUUAUAGUUCUAAAUAUUUUAUCACAAACUGUUGAACUUAUUUUUUAAAAUAAAUUAUUAAUAUAUAGUUAAUGUAUAUUCUAACGAUUGUUAUAAUAUAUUGAUAUCAACAACGGA